Staurois parvus is the source of this 495-nucleotide messenger RNA. The record is from the annotation of a GenBank genome assembly. NCBI's taxonomy places the organism in Eukaryota, Metazoa, Chordata, Amphibia, Anura, Ranidae.
ACUGACCAGAUCAAUAUCCCAGGAGUUUAAUUGACUUGAUGCUAUACUCUGAUUAAACAGUGUUCCUUUAAUUUUUUUGAGCAGUGUACAUGAGUUAAUGUGUUACUAAACCCAGAACCCUUCAUUCACUAUGUCUGGUCUCCCUAGACCCUGCAUUCACUAUAUCUGGUCUCCCAGGACCCUGCAUUCACUAUAUCUGGUCUCCCCGGACCCUGCAUUCACUAUAUCUGGUUUCCCAGGACUCUGCAUUCACUAUAUCUGGUCUCCCCGGACCCUGCAUUCACUAUAUCUGGUCUCCCCGGACCCUGCAUUCACUAUAUCUGGUCUCCCUGGACCCUGCAUUCACUAUGUCUGAGCAAUCCACAUUAAAGUGUUACUAAACCCUGGACCCUGCAUUCACUAUAUCCAGUCUCCCUGGACCCUGCACUCACUAUAUCUGGUCUCCCUGGACCCUGCACUCACUAUAUCUGGUCUCCCACAGUACACACAACAUGG